GUGAAAAGCCUUUUGUGAAACUUGGAUUUAAAUUAAAGCUAUUGGAAAAGAAUUAUUUUACACAAUGCAUUCCCUAGACACAUGCUAACCACAAAAUAAUUACGAUAAGAUAACAGUAAGUAGCCGUGUCCCGAUAAUUCUGUCAAUGCAUCUAAAGAGCGUCGAUACAUCGACAUGUUCUCUUAAAAUCUAUUUUCAAUAGUAUAAUGUAAAAGAUCCGCCUAGUGAUACGUCAAUUCAGUGCUAAAGUAAAAUGCCCGUGAGAACUUUCUGAAUGGAUUUCAAUGGACAACAAGAAAGCGCUGGGUGGCGCUGGUCACUACUUAUAUCAGCUAUAUUCUUGAACAUAUGUUUGUCGAGCUUAGUACUAUCUUAUGGCGUCUUGUGGGUGCACAGUUUGUCCAGUUUCGAAGGACCAAUAUGGCUUGGUCUCAUCACACCAUCUAUUUUUAUGGUUACUUAUAACCUUACACAAUGCUGGUUCAGGGAAGCCGCCGACUCUUGGGGCGGAUCCGUAGGCUAUCGAGUGAUGGCAACUAUUGGUCUCUUGCUUGUAGUCUCUGCUCUUCUUAUCUGCGCUUACAUACCUUAUGAACUGCAGUCAAUUGUCUAUGGAAUUUUUUGCGGUUUAGGUUUCUCGCUUAUAUCAGCGCAAAUGGAUGCAAUUAUAUUUGAAACUUACGACUCUCACGUAGUAGCCGUUCGGGGGCUAUGCUAUUGCGGUCAAGCAAUUGGACUGUCAAUAUUUCCCCACAUACUAACAGCCUUAAUUGAUACCUAUAGCUAUUCCCUUUCACAUAUUGUGAUAGCAGGCAUCAUGCUACAAUCGCUGGUAGCAAUCAUGUAUCUGAAUAUAGACGAAAACAUUAGACGGCCCGCGUCUUUCUCUCGAUAUAAAGACCUAUCUCAAUCAUAUAUGGUAUACAGAAAUGAAGUCAUGGAAAGCACUUAUGGAACCGAACUGCAGUUACACAACCUAAACGAUAAAAGUUGGAAAAGUCCUUCAGAUGAUCAGUUGCAUAAGGUCGGAGAGAUUUGCGAUGAUGGUUACGUCUCGGAGACUGUAACACCUCCUCCUAGUCCUGAAGAGAAACGACGGAAUAUAUUCGGCGUUGAUAUUCUUCCACAAAUACCUGAAGAAAGCGAGGAGGAAAGCGAGGAACAAUACACUAAAGACACCAACAAUAUGAGACGUCUUAGUGUAGCCAUUAAAAGACUGAGCACUUUAGGAGAUAAUAUUGACGGGUGUAUAACAAAUCAAGUGAGGCGAGAUUCACAGCCAGAGGAUAGCAAUAAAUCAUUUGUAGAAUUCUUAGAAGUAAAAUACGAAACUGUGACACCAAUAACAGAUAUACGGACGGAGAGGUUACUGAAUUCAUUUAGUUUUCGAUGCCAAUCAGCGUAUUUAAAUGCGAGAAGAAAGAUUUGGUUGCCGUCAUAUAAAAUGUACAGAAUAAGACGGAGGUUCACGUAUCUUAUGUAUAGUGUAAUCGAUACAUUCGUUAAACCAUUAACAAGAUCUCUAACGUGUGGGAAAUUUUAUCCAGCGUUACUUUUAAGUUUCUCUAGAUUAAGUUUAUUAUCAAUAUCGUUAGUGUUGUUGCCAAUGUUGGCGUCAGAGGUGGAGCCGAAGAUUUCGGUUCUGGAAAUGAACUUUUUGAUGUCUCUUCAUGGGUUUACGUGGUUAUGUUUUUUGAUCUGCACUCCGUGGUUGGCGCAGACGCCUAAAAGGAAUUAUAAAUAUAUAGUAGUGCUGGGUCUGCUCAUAUCUACAGCAUCAGCGUUUCUUCUGGCAGCAGACAACAACCACGAUUCAUACUCUAUUGGCUGCAUCGUCGCCGGUUUUGGUUUCGGCGCUGUAACGUCAUGUUGGGAAGGGGCAAUCCAGGAUUAUGUUGGCGCCCGUAAAUGGCCUAAACUCCACAGCGCCCUAGAAACCAUCUCCGCAUUUAUGUUAGCUGUAUUUCUCUUAGCGCUGGUGUUUUUAAUAGACGUGGAGAAAGGAUUGAAACUUGUCAUGUUUAUAUUGGGUAUUAUUUUUGCUGUGAUAACGAUGGUUUGGUUCGCCAUUGCGUGUGUAGCGAUAUACUUCACUAAAGUAAGGACAAUUAGUUUACUUUCAAACUCAUAAUAUAAAAAUGUACCUAUAGAUAACGUCUAUAAUUUUAGAGAUUGUUUAUGAGAUUAAGUUGGCUGGAUCACAUGAAUCGCUGAACAAAAUGUAGGUUUCAUAUGCAUUUAAAAAGUAAACUAAUAUUUUAAAAAAGCAUUGUUGGCCUAGUGGCUUCAGCGUGUGACUCAUCUCUGAGGUCGUAGGCUGCAUCUGUGGCUGUGAGGAAUCGUGAGGAGACAUGCCUUGGACCCAAGAAGUCGUCCAUAUGUAUCAGGCACAGGAAACUGAUCGCCUACUUGACUAUUACAAAUACAAAUGAAACAGAUUUAGAAAUCUGAGGCCCAGACCUAGAAGGUUGUAUCACCACUGUGUUUAUUGUACCUUGAUGAAGAAAUUGGUUAAUAUAUGAAAAGAUGUAUAUAAUUUAAUGUAUGAAUACUGUUUAUUUAAGAAAUUAUAUAAAAUUCU
Molecule: messenger RNA, 2581 nt
Organism: Pieris brassicae (large cabbage white)
Lineage: Eukaryota; Metazoa; Arthropoda; Insecta; Lepidoptera; Pieridae
Exons: 5
Coding region: 275-2131 (618 amino acids)
Molecular function (GO): monocarboxylic acid transmembrane transporter activity
Source: RefSeq, a predicted model, not a curated record